AAACGAACAAAAAGCGUGUCGUUUCAGCUAAAAACGGAGCCUUUUCGUGCAACUCCUCCUCUUCACAAACGCAUGCAUCAUCAAAGCCUCCGCUGAAAUACCAAAUCGCAAAAAUAAGGGUUAAUUCGAUCACGGCGGAUUCUCUGCAAUCCUUCAGUUGCUUCAUCUAAAAUUGUAAUUGGAUUCCUGAUUUUUCUCUUAUUGGUAAAUUUUCCAGUUGUUUCCUUUUGAUUUGUCGUAUUAGCACCGCUGCCCUAGAUCACAAACCUUGCUGUUAUACGUAUUCAUUUCUGUGCCACGGGUGUUCCUUUUUUUGUUAGCUUUGUUGUUAUUAAGUGGGCAUGAUCUAUGGCUGCAUCAGACGGUAAAGUUUCCUAUGCAUCUCUUUCCAAUUUGGAAAAGGAGAAUAGCAAGUUUACCUAUGUGGAUGACUUUGAUGACACUGUGUGGACUGUGCAAGAAAGCCAGAACUCAGAUACAUUGAAUAGAAAAAUAUCAUAUCCGUUUCCCAUUGAUUCUGAAGAUUUUAUGGAUGGAGGGUAUGACUCGGGUGAGGAUCAGUACACGCCUGUACCACAAAAUGGCCCACCUGAGGUGAACUUGAGAAAUGUAAUGAAUGGAAUAUUUGCUAUAGUGACUGGGCGAAAUAAAGGUCAAUCAGGCGUUGGUAGUCUUCCCCAACUGCCAAGCUCAAAUGUUUCAUUCCUUGGAUCUGCAAAGAAUGGAGAGACCUUCUUGCAUUCUUCAGUUUACAUACCAAGUGCUCCUCCACUUCUGGAGCCGAAUGCUUCGAAUUAUAAUGCUUACAAAGAGGUGCUGGAAGCUGAACCACCAGAGUGGCUUCCAGACAGUUCAACGACAGUUUGCAUGCAGUGCAAUGCUCCCUUUACAGCUUUGACUCGUGGCAGACACCAUUGCCGCUUUUGUGGUGGUAUUUUUUGUAGGGUGUGCUCGAAAGGCCGGUGUCUAUUACCUUCCAGGUUUAGGGAGAGGAAUCCACAGAGGGUGUGUGACACCUGCUACGAUAGGCUUGACCCACUGCAAGGUGUAUUGAUCAAUACCAUCAGCAAUGCUGCCCAAGCUGCAAAGCAUGAUGUGAUGGAUUGGACUUGUUCAAGAGGCUGGUUGAAUCUUCCUGUGGGUUUGUCUAUGGAGCAUGAGAUAUACAAGUCAGCCAGUACAUUGAGGAGCUAUUGCCAGGUGGCUAGGAUGAACCCUGAGAAGUCCAUCCCUGCUGCUGUUUUGAAAGGAGCCAGAGGUUUAGCAAUCUUGACAGUUGCUAAAGCUGGGGCGCUACUCGCCUACAAACUUGGAACUGGCUUGGUUGUUGCCCGAAGAUCAGAUGGGUCAUGGUCUGCACCAUCUGCAAUACUCUCUGUUGGUUUAGGAUGGGGUGCUCAGGUUGGGGGUGAGCUCAUGGAUUUCAUAAUUGUGCUUCAUGAUAUCAAAGCUGUGAAAACAUUUUGUAGUCGCAUGCACUUUUCUCUUGGUGCUGGUUGCAGUGCUGCUGCUGGACCAAUUGGGAGAGUUGUAGAGGCAGAUCUGAGAGCUGGAGAAAAAGGUUCUGGCAUGUGCUACACUUACAGUUGCAGUAAAGGUGCUUUUGUUGGGGUCUCAUUGGAGGGCAACAUUGUUGCCACAAGAAUGGAUACAAAUCUGCGUUUCUAUGGUGAUCCAUACCUAACUACAGCUGAUAUCCUGCUUGGGACUGUAGCCUGUACUCCAAAUGGCGAUGCUAGUUCGGGCAGGCUCUUUAUAAGCGUUGAAGUUUCCUGAUAAGAUGCUCCUCACAACUCGGGUAAUAUAGUGCUCUGCCAGGAUGCCUGUUUGCCGUUGGAAAAUGCAAUAUAUUUGGAUCACAGGGGUGGAUAAAGUAUGUUAAACUUGUUUAUAUAUAUAUAUAUAUGCGUAUUUAUGACUUCCA
Messenger RNA from Sesamum indicum (sesame), 1924 nucleotides. RefSeq names its product RING/FYVE/PHD-type zinc finger family protein. The record is from RefSeq and is a predicted model, not a curated record. Lineage: Eukaryota; Viridiplantae; Streptophyta; Magnoliopsida; Lamiales; Pedaliaceae. Gene Ontology annotation, molecular function: phosphatidylinositol binding; metal ion binding.